Messenger RNA from Bufo gargarizans (Asiatic toad), 1357 nucleotides. Its product is annotated as retinol dehydrogenase 7-like. The record is from RefSeq and is a predicted model, not a curated record. Lineage: Eukaryota; Metazoa; Chordata; Amphibia; Anura; Bufonidae. The transcript has 6 exons. Bases 299 to 1357 code for a protein of 352 amino acids.
AUUUAGGCUCCGCUAAUAAGGCUUAAGUUGCUACGUUCCAAAAAUAAUCAAGGCAGGGAUAUAUGAUCGACCACUGUGGACGUGAAUGUUUACAGGAUUCUCAUGGAUUAUAUGACACCCAAUGCAAGUCUUAUAGAACUGCACUUCCAGGGGAAGGAGGUUUUAUUCUUUUUUAUCUUGAAGAGAUGCCUUAAGGGAGAGGAGGAUGUCCGAGCAAAUCUCUGCAAAGGACUUUAUGGAACACAUUGCAUUGGGCAGGGACUGAGCUCUGGUGGCAUAGACACUUCACCCCUUCACAAUGCUGCUGCAUAAUGGCGAGGAGGAGGAAGAUUUGCUCGACAGAUUUAAAGAGCUCUGGGCUGUGCAUCCAGCAUUACUGGGAACUCUGACCUCCGUUGUCUUCUUGUUCAUUUGCUGGACCAUUAGAGACAACCUAAAAAUCGGAGACACUCGCGGAAAAUCCGUGUUUAUCACCGGCUGCGAUUCAGGCUUCGGAAACCUACUGGCUCAAAGACUUCACAGGAAAGGAUUUGACAUCAUUGCUGCUUGUCUGACCGAGGAAGGGAGCGACAACCUGAGGGCCUGUACAUCUCCUGCGCUGAAAACUGUCCUAUUGAAUGUCACAAACCACAACAGUAUUGAUAAUGCUGUGACUUUUGUGGCCGAGGCGACAGGUAGUAAAGGUUUGUAUGGCUUGGUGAACAAUGCAGGAAGGGCCACUCCAAUAGGGCCUACAGACUGGUUGGACAUGGAAGACUUUCACAGAGUUCUUGAUGUAAACCUAAUUGGACUAAUCGAGGUCACCAUAAAGUUCCUGCCACUUUUGAAGAAGGGCCGUGGAAGAAUUGUCAAUGUGGCCAGUGUGAUGGGGAGAUUGGCUUUUGGAGGUGGAGGCUACUGUCUAUCAAAAUGUGGUGUAGAAUCUUUCUCAGAUAGUUUGAGGAGAGACAUGCAGCAUUUUGGAGUGAAAGUUAGUAUUAUUGAACCUGGAUUCUUUAAGACCGGGGUCACCAGCCUUGAACUAAUUGAGAAAGAUUUACAUCGCUUAUGGAAUAGACUUGCGCCAGAAGUCAGAUAUGCCUAUGGCGAUAAGUACUUUGAUAAAUAUUUAAAAGUGCAGCGAUUUUCAAUGAAAACCUUGUGCAGCUCUGACAUCUCCAAAGUUACAAACUGCAUGGAACAUGCACUGACAGCCAAAUACCCAAGGACACGGUACGGUGCUGGGUGGGAUGCAAAGUUCUUUUGGCUUCCUCUGUCUUAUGCACCAGCCAUUGUUGCUGACGUCAUGUUAAAAAUGGUAUUACCUAAACCAGGCGGGUUCAAGAAAGCAGCAGCUAAAAACCAGGUGGAUGUAUAA